Messenger RNA from Colletes gigas, 2732 nucleotides. It is a transcript of the gene Usp5, whose product is annotated as ubiquitin carboxyl-terminal hydrolase 5. Lineage: Eukaryota; Metazoa; Arthropoda; Insecta; Hymenoptera; Colletidae. The coding region runs from base 170 to 2578 and encodes 802 amino acids. The record is from RefSeq and is a predicted model, not a curated record. The transcript has 13 exons. Gene Ontology annotation, molecular function: zinc ion binding; cysteine-type deubiquitinase activity; protein binding. Gene Ontology annotation, biological process: protein deubiquitination.
UUUGGCAACACAGUGCGUCGAUGAUAUGCGCGAUUUGAGAAACGAGAUCACUCAUCCACACGACAAACCGGCAAUAUCCAAAUAGAUUUAUUUACAACGCCAUAGAAGAAAACCUUUUGUAACCAAAGUCAUUUCUUCUUGGUUUUAUAGCGACUAUUUUUUAUUUACCAUGGAACGAUUGAUAAGACAUUUAUUUACAUGUCGUUUACCUCAGAAAGGCGACAGAGUAUAUAAGGACGAAUGUGUUUAUUCUUUCGACACUCCAGAUACCUGUACUGGCCUUUACGUCAGUUUAUCCACAUUUUUGGGAUUAGGCCAGGAUCACGUACAACGUUAUUAUCAAUUAACCAAGAAUCCUGUAUUUCUACACAUUAAACGAAAAAGGGAAGAGAUACCAUCUGAACAUCAAGGAGAUGGGCCCGAUAAAAAAAUUACAAGACUAGCUAUAGGAACACCCGAUGGAUUUAUACCAGAUCAACAAAAAUAUAUUUAUCACGAAUCUUACCAAAUUGUUAUUCUACCAGAUUUCGAAACAAUACCUUUUCCGACAAACGAUUUACCAAAAAUAGUGGAAUUUAUUAUUGAAUGUGUAUUAGAGGCAGAAUCUGCGACAAAAGUAGCACAAGUAGAAGAACUGCUUGGAUCCUGGGAUGGAGAAAGAAAACAGGUUUCAAAACAUGCAGCAAAUCUUAAACAAUUAGACAAUGGAAAGAAAAUACCUCCAAGUGGAUGGAAAUGUGAAAAGUGUGAUCUUACUCAAAAUCUGUGGCUUAAUUUAACCGAUGGUAGUAUUCUUUGCGGGCGUAAAUUUUACGACGGAACAGGAGGAAACGAUCAUGCGGUUGAACAUUAUCGAGCCACCGGUUAUCCAUUAGCUGUAAAAUUAGGAACUUUGACUAAAGAAGGAAAAGGAGAUGUGUUUUCGUACGUGGAAGAUGAUAUGGUCGAAAAUCCAAAUUUAAUAUCACAUAUAGCCCAUUGGGGUAUAAAUAUUGCUCAAAUGGAGAAAACUGAUAAAUCUAUGGUAGAACUAGAAUUGGAUCUCAAUCACAGAUUUAGCGAAUGGGUUGCGCUUCAGGAAGCAGCGAGUAAAUUAACACCUCUAUAUGGACCUGGAUAUACGGGACUUGCAAACUUGGGAAACUCUUGUUAUUUAAAUAGUACCAUGCAAAUGUUAUUUGUGAUUCCAGACUUUGUUAAAAGGUUUGUAGAUUCUGCGCCACAGAUAUUUCAUGAAAGUUAUACCGAUCCAGCAAAUGAUUUUAAUGUUCAGAUGGCCAAACUUGGAAUUGGUUUGCUGUCUGGUAAAUAUUCAGAACCACCAAAAACAAAUAAUGAGGAGGAAUUGCGCCAAGGUAUUUCUCCGUGGAUGUUCAAGUCCUUGAUUGGUCGUGGACAUCCCGGAUUUUCUUCAAAUCGGCAACAAGAUGCGCAAGAAUUUUUCCUUCACCUAAUAAAUGUUAUUCAUCGUCAUUGUCGUCACAAAAUGAAUCCUACCGAUUGUUUUAAAUUCAAAGUUGAGGAAAGGUAUCAGUGCGGUCGUUCUAAAAAAGUAAAGUACAAUUAUCGUCCAGAAUACCUUUUACCGCUUCCAAUACCUUUAGAAACUGCAAUAAAUAAGGAAGAAGUUGCAGCUUAUGAAGCUUUAAAGAAGGAAACUGAAGCGAAAGGUCAGACAUUAGACUCGAAUACAUUGGUUAGGCCUCGUAUAAAGCUUUCGUCUUGCCUGCAAACGUUUAUUCGGUCUGAAACAGUGGAACAAUUUUAUAGUUCAGCAUUGAAUGAAAAAACAACAGCACAAAAAACAACUAGACUUGCCAGUUUUCCAGAUUAUUUAUUAAUACAUUUAAAAAAAUUCACGGUAAGAGAAGAUUGGACGCCCGUUAAGUUAGACGUGGCAGUCGAAAUGCCCGAUAUGUUGGAUUUAAGUUCUCUACGGGGUAAUGGCCUGCAACCCACAGAAGAAUUAUUACCAGAAACAGCUGGUUCUGAACCUCCGCCAAUUGUUUACAAUUCCGCGUUAUUGAAUAAGUUAAUAGGUAUAGGAUUUCCACCGGAAGCUUGCAAAAAAGCUCUAUACUUCACCGAAAAUUGUGGUUUUCAAGCGGCCGCUGACUGGUUAAUAGAUCACAUUGGUGAUUCAGAUCUUGCGGACCCCUUUGUACCUCCUGGUAUUGAUGCGAAACCAGAAAAAGAUAAAUUUGUGGCAAACGAAGAUGCCGUGGCAAUGGUAAUGGGAAUGGAUUUUACGAGAGAACAAGCAGUAAAAGCUCUUAAAGCUACCGAUAACAAUGUAGAGCGUGCUGCGGACUGGAUUUUUAGUCAUCAAGCUGAAUUAGAUGGUUUAGAAAUUGAGGAUGAGUCAGGACAUUCCGAGGAAAUAUUUAGAGAUGGAAGUCAUCAAUAUAAGUUGGUGGGCUUUAUAUCGCACAUGGGAACAUCGACGAUGGUAGGACAUUACGUGUGUCAUCUUUUAAAAGAUGAUCGAUGGGUGAUAUACAAUGACGACAAAGUUGCAUUAUCUGAAAAUCCACCCAAAGAAUUAGGGUACAUAUAUCUAUAUCAACGCCUCGAUUAGAUUAUACAAUUGUUUUGUAUAAAAUAUGUAUUCUAUUACACUUUAAAAAUAAAAAAUAUAACAGGCAGGAGAAUUUCAUUUUACAACUAAUGGUAAAAUGUACGAAUAGCCUGUUUUUUUUUUCUUCUAAAACGUAAGUGCACAUAAAUAUUUA